Molecule: messenger RNA, 2381 nt
Organism: Planococcus citri (citrus mealybug)
Lineage: Eukaryota; Metazoa; Arthropoda; Insecta; Hemiptera; Pseudococcidae
Product: phenoloxidase 1-like
Exons: 11
Coding region: 143-2224 (693 amino acids)
Source: RefSeq, a predicted model, not a curated record
UAUCGAUGUGUUAUUUCACAUUCGGUUCUUCAAUAAAUCGAACAGACAAACUGUUCGAAUUAAACUGAUCGUUUUCGCUGAGGGAAUUAUUUUCACAUCGUUCUGAAAAAAAUUUCACAAAAGUCGACUUUAUAUCCAAAAUAUGUCUUCGUCGCAAGCUGUACCGAUCGACGCUGUCAACCAUUUAUUCGAGAGACCAACCGAGCCUUUGUUUAAUAGAAAAGGUGGCGAUGGCAGUGUUCAAUUCGUUAUACCCGAUUCUUACUACCCUGACAAAUACAAAGGCGUACCUAUACAAGUCGACACUCGUGGUCCGGCAACAACUUACAAUAUAAAAGCCCUAUCUACUUUACCUAACCUUUCGCAAAUUAGUGCUUUACCAUACAACACUAGUUUUUCCGUAUUCAACGAUUUUCAUCGAAGCUGCGCAACUAAGCUCAUAGAUCUACUUUUAGAUGCUAAAGCUGAAGAUUUCAUUUCGUUAGCUUCUUAUUGCCGAGACCGAGUUAAUCCUUAUUUAUACCAAUAUGCUCUUUCUAUCGCUUUAUUGCAUCGUACCGAUACCAAAAAUUUCCCGAUCCCUUCGCAUUUAUCUUCUUUUCCGGAACUGUUCAUGGAUAGAUCUAUUUUUGCGCAGGCUAGAGAAGAAGAAAAUAUUGUACCUCAAGGCUCUCGGAGACCCAUUGAAAUUCCACGUGAUUACACAUCAUCUGAUUUAGAGCUGGAACAUUUACUCGCUUACUUUCGAGAAGACGUUGGAGUCAAUCUACAUCAUUGGCAUUGGCAUUUGGUUUAUCCUUUAGAUGGAAGAAGAGAAAUUGUCAACAAGGACAGGCGGGGAGAAUUGUUUUAUUACAUGCAUUCGCAAAUUUUAUCUCGGUACAAUAUGGAACGUCUUUGCAACCAUUUAGCUCGUGUCAAGCGUUUCCUCGACUUUAGAGAACCUAUCGAAGAAGGAUACUUUCCUAAAUUGGAUAAUUUUGUUGCCAGCCGAUUGUGGCCCUCCAGAAAUCAAAAUACUCGACUAAGCAAUGUUAAUCGAGAGCACGAUCGUUUAAGAGUAGAUAUUCAAGAAUUAGAAAGAUGGAGAGAUCGUCUGUACGAAGCCAUUCAUAAUGGAAGAUACUUGGUUCAAGGCAAAAAUGAAACUCAACAGUUUACUGUGGAAACUGGAAUUGAUAUUCUUGGAAAUAUGAUCGAAUCAAACAUCCUGAGUGUGAAUCGUACCGAGUAUGGAAAUCUUCACAAUCAGGGCCACAAUCUAAUUUCUUACUCGCAUGAUCCAGAUGGUCAAUAUUUGGAAUUAUUCGGCGUAAUGGGAGAAUCUUCGACAGCAAUGAGGGAUCCUAUAUUUUAUCGUUGGCAUGCUUUUGUGAACGGAAUGUUUGAAGAAUACAAACACACGUUACCACCGUACACCCCCCAAGAAUUGAACUUUGAGAAUAUUAAAAUAACCGGCGUUCAAAUCAAGGCGACCGGUUUGCCAGAUAAUGAAAUCGGAACAUUUUGGCAACAAGCGGAUAUCGAUUUAUCUAGAGGAUUAGAUUUCGCCGAGCAAAGAGGAUCUGUUUUCGCUCGUGUUACUCAUCUUCAACACACCCCUUUCACUUAUACAAUAAAUGUGAAUAACGGUGGUUCGGCUCGAGUUGGAACCGUGAGGAUAUUUUAUGCUCCGAAAUUCGACGAACGUAAUUUGGGAUUCAUUUUUAGAGAUCAAAAGUCGUUAUUCGUUGAGCUGGAUAGAUUCACCACUAACUUAAAAAGUGGUGCAAACACAAUCACACGCCGAUCAGUAGAAUCUUCGGUCACUAUUCCUUAUGAACAAACAUUCAGGAAUUUAUCCACCAGACCAGCGGCAGGAUCAGCCGAAGAAGCGGCUUAUAAUUUCUGCGGAUGCGGAUGGCCUCACCACAUGCUCAUAGCGAAAGGACACUCGGGAGGAUUUCCGUGCGAACUUUUCGUCAUGAUUUCAAAUUAUGAUAAUGACUCGGUUCAAAGGCCAAAUACCAGCACUUCGUGCGAUGACGCAUCCAGCUACUGUGGUAUCAGGGAUAGCAAGUAUCCAGACCGUCGUCAUAUGGGUUUCCCGUUGGACAGGUUGCCUCGUGAAGGAGUUGUAACAUUGAAAGAUUUUCUCACCCCAAAUAUGGCUGUACAAGACAUCGCCAUCCGUUUCAAUGAGAGAAUAGUCCCUCCGAUUCAGAAAUCCGGAAAUAAAAAUUAAUCUGCAUCGUGCUUUUAAUCUGAAUAAAAGUAUGCAUUAGACUAUUUAGCAUGGGUGAACAUAAUUUUAAAUAAAUGUAGGUACCUAAUAUUGUAAUACUCUAUCUAUUCUACACAUAGAAAAAAAUGAAAAAUACAUAUAUUGUUAUAACUGCAAA